AGUGUUUAUUGAAAUAUGGAAUCACCUGUUGUUGUGGAUAAGCCGCCGGAGUAUUACGGGAACGCUACGAAUGAGCGCGGUUUCCCAUUUGAUGAGGAGGAGGGUUCAGGCGCGUGGAGCGAACUCGCGGCGCGCCACCCGGACAUAGCGGCGCGAUUGCGACAGCGGCCCGCUACCUGGGCCAGGAAGCGACGUCCGUCCAGCCAGGACGGAAUUGACGAUUCCACAGAUAGUUUCGGAGGUUUCGACAGAUUUCCUUUCGACGAUAUUCCGCCAGAAUUUAGGGAACACUUUCCUUCACAUUGGAACCGACGGUUCGGUUCUAGAGAGGAACCGUUUCAGCAGCCAUCAUCGCCACAGCCACAUUCGCCUCAGCAACAGACUGCAGCGACACAGACUGAACAGGACACGGAACAUUCACACGUCGACCCGACUCCACUACCACAAUACGGUUUGAGGAACACUGUCGAUUUAGGACAGAAGAGCCCAGCCGAUCCCAGUGUGGUUGAUGCAGACGAUAGGGCACACAGGUCUAUGUCCGCGCCCCCUGAUCAUCGUUCAGUAAAUCAAAAUAGCAACAAAAUGAGUGGACAGAACCACCAGGAACACCAGCAGCCACAACAUCAGCCCGAGCAAUCCUCCAACGUCAGGCACAUACCGAUCUUCGUGGAAGGUAGAGACGAACCAGUAAUUAAUAAGUCUGUCGACCAUGGAACUCAUUUCGCGGACCCGAAGCCCACCUAUGUACCACCACCGCAGCCACAUAUCGAUAGGGAACAGUACUUCGCCGACGAUGGCCCAGUAGGUUUUCCUUUCGCCAAGAGUUUUGACAGACCUUUCUUCAAACAAGGACCUCAGCCGUUCACAAAACAGAAGAUGUACCCACAAGCUUUUGCGAGGGGUGCAUCUCCGCAGCGAUCUCAAUCACCUAAGCCUCAAACCUAUCAAGAACCGCCGAGAGCGGAAACUCCGUCCAAACCGCAGCAGAAGCAGCCUCCACAACAGAAGCAGCCGUCCCCGCAGCAGAAGCAGCCCCCGCAGACCGCGGCUCCGCAGCACCCGUCGCAGAGCCAGGCGCCACCCCAAGCGCCGCAGCCUCCCCCGCAACCGGCACCGUCAGCUAACGAUCCUAUAACCCAAAUCCUUAGUAUUCAGACCGACGUCCUCAAUCUUAUGACGGAUGUCGAAAACUUCAAAGGUACAAAAAAAGACAAAAAAUACUUAUAUCUAGACGAGAUGUUGACUAGAAAUCUGAUUAAAUUAGAUAAUAUCGAAACAGAUGGAAAAGAAAAUAUAAGGCUGGCGAGGAAAGAAGCUAUAAAGUGUAUUCAGAAGUGUAUAGCCGUUUUGGAGGCCAAAGCUGAUAAAGGUGUUACUUCACUGCAACCUCAAGAUAUAGAGAUGCAAAAUCCGGAUAGUGAAAAAGCAGAAUCUACACAAGAAAGUGUACAAAAUGGUGAUGUAGAAAUGAAUGAAGCAACCAAAGAAGAAGAAAAAGUGGAGUCACAUACAGAACAAGACCAACAAACUACGACACCAGUAUCCGUACAAAAAACUGAGGAAAACAUUAAAGAGCAAAAUUCUGAAGAUAUUAAGAAAGAAGAUGUACAGGCAUGUGAAGAAGUAAAUAAAGACUCGGCACAGCCAAUUAUAGCUGAUACGCGACCCGAGGAGACCAAAGCUUCAGACGUAACUAUAGAACCACCUCUUGAAUCACAAAAAGUACCAGAAAGUAACGAAAAGAAAAGUCCCAAAAAAACUGUAAAAAAGCGAGACAAAAGCAAAGAUAAGAAAGAUGCCUCUAAGGACAACAAAAAAGAAGGUGUAAAUAAGAACGAAGAAUCUAAAGAUAAUAAAACGGAAGACAAAAAAGAAGUUGCAGAUAAAAAUGAAGUAACUGAAAAAAAAGAUAAUUUAAAUACUGAGACAAUAGUUGAUAAGAGUGUAGAUAAUAAAGAUGAAAAGGCAGAUGUGAUGCAGGUUGAUACUAAUGCUAAGGGUGAUGCAAAUAAAACAGAUUCGCAGGCGAUGGACGUAGACGGUGCUGCUAGUCAAUAAAUAUAGUUUGAAAUAGUAAAUUGCUUAGAAUCACGGUUAGAUACCGCCGCACGCGGCCUACGACUUGCCUUUCCUUCUUCAUGUUAUUUGUUUGUGCCUUUGUGCUAUCUAACACUGGUGUUGCCACAUAUUAUUGUUUACGUUUGUACAUUUUAUGUUUUUAAUUUUGCAACAAUGAAUUAGACACGAUGUAUGUAAUCUAGGAUUUGAAACGGUCCUCUAAUUUAAAAUCCUAAUAUUUAAAUUAAUUUAUUGUUUAUCAUUACUUGAUAACACAAUUUUCUCAAUAAAUGUAUGAAUCCAUA
Messenger RNA from Melitaea cinxia (Glanville fritillary), 2363 nucleotides. It is a transcript of the gene stv, whose product is annotated as BAG domain-containing protein Samui. The record is from RefSeq and is a predicted model, not a curated record. Bases 16 to 2058 code for a protein of 680 amino acids. Gene Ontology annotation, molecular function: protein-folding chaperone binding. NCBI's taxonomy places the organism in Eukaryota, Metazoa, Arthropoda, Insecta, Lepidoptera, Nymphalidae. The transcript has 3 exons.